AUGAUCUUGCAUCUAAUUCUUGUAUCCUUGGCGUGCUGGAACGUCGACUCUGCAGAGCCUUGCUUACCUGAUGCGAUUCCUGCAACGAGCAGACGGUCCAUUGCGGAUGAAGUUGGAACGCCAACCCCGAUUCGAAUUGGAGCCUUCAGCUGGAACCUGGCAGUCCAGCUCAGCGUGCUACUAGAUUUGAUCAUCUCGGAGAAGCUUGGAUAUGAUACGGCACCUGUUGAAUUCUUGGGAUUCCCUUCCUUCCAAGGCCUCGUCUUGAAGCUUGCAGGCUGCGCAACAGCAGCAUGCAAUGACACGGUUGAUGGGGUGCACAUCAUCGUAGAUGCAUUUCCUGGAGAUGCGGAGACGCUGGAGUUGUUCAGAUCCGAGCAUCCUGAGCGAGUUCCGGAAAAUUUGGGUGGGAUGGGAUACACCUUCAGCUGGGGUAUUUAUCUCAAAGGUUCGGUUCGAGAUGAAGCAUUUCGAGAAGCGGCUCUGCCUUUGGAGUAUUACAGGAACUACAACUCAAGCAUCCAUCGCCCACAUCGGUUCUUUGAUGGCUUGUCAGACCUUGACAUGGAGGAUUUUAUCUUGUGUAAUGAUUCCACCACUUAUGGAGAUGAUUUCACCAAUGGGCCAGUUUGGUCGAAUUAUGUGCAUUGGACUGGAGAUAUUGAUGGAGUUAUCGAGACAUCAGACGGAUAUGCGGCCAAAUGCCCUGACGGGCGCUUUUGGCUGUCCCCUGCGUGUCGAAGCAACACAUCUGAGUGCAUUCCAGUCUUAUCUGCUUUUGCAACUCUGGCCAACAUGUUGCAUUGGGCGACUGCUCACAACCUUCCAUUCGCAAUUGGACGGCCGCCAAAUUUCGUAAGAUAUCAAGAGCUGCUCCGGAAAUAUGACAUUUUGCAUUAUUGGUGGGAGCCAGAUGAAGGCGAGCUGACGGACUUGCGGGUGUCGAGGCUUGUGCUUCCACCACACAAUGCCUUGGAAUACGCGGAUGGCAAUCUCAGGACGGCAGCAGUGGGCACCCAGUUGAAUAAAUACGGGAGCUCUUUGCUAGCACGCUUUGCGCCUCGAGUCAGGGGAUUGGUGCAGAGAGUUGCGACCAGCGAACAGACUAUCCUUAGCUUGGCGAAUUCAAUCUCUUUGCCGACGGGAGAUGGCCAGCAGCUUGGGGACGUCUUCUUCACAAAUCAGGGGGAAGCUCGCAAGCAAAUGUGCGAAUGGGCCAAGUCAAACCGAGAUAUUUGGGAAGAGUGGCUCCCCAUUGAAACAAACUGCAUCCUCGGAUUUGGCUUGGUCAACGAGCAAGAUGAACCUGUAGACUCUCGCGAGCGAGCAGUUACAUGCAGCCUCUGUCCUGCAGGGAGGUUCUCUCAGUUCAUGGUGGAUCCGGUUGGACAUACUCACCGAUGCGCCCAGUGCCCACCUGGCACGCACCAAAACACGCGUGGCAAAGCUUCGUGUGAAGCUUGCGACCCGGGCAUGUUCGCCAGAAGUCCCGGUCAAGACUUGUGCUCGCCUUGUCCCCGUGGCUCCUUUGCUGAUGCUCUUGGAGCAAGCUCGUGCUUGAGUUGCGGAAAUGGCACCGAGAGAACAACAACUGCUCUUGUGGAGGACGAGUGGAUGGAAAUCCAAGGGGCUAAGUCCGCUUCCAACUGCCGGUGUAGACCAGGGAGCUUUCUGCAGAAUGACCAGUGUAUCCUCUGUGGGGUGGGAACUACGUGUCCGGGAUCAAACUCCUUACAAGUCCUCCCUGGUUUUCAUUGCAAGUCCGAUGAACCAGGACUCGUGUACAAGUGCUUCGGUAUUGCGGAACGGUGCCCAGGAGGUCUGCCAGGAUCUUGUGCAGCUGGCAGGGAUGCUAGCAGCCCUGGUUGCAGUGAAUGCUUGUUUGGGUUGCAACCCGGUGGUGCAGAAUGCAGAGGUUGCUCAGGCGGCGAUUAUUUCCGUUUGGUUGCAUACGGUCUGCUGGUAAUUGCUGCCACUGCAGCCUUGCACGUCUUGUUCUUUGUCGGUGGCCAUGGCAAUAAUCGCCUGCAAAGCAAGCUUGUGACGGCAGCCCUGUGCUGGAGCCAGCUGAUCACCUUUGCACAGUUCUUUGCCGUGAUGCGACAGAUUCAGGCAGUAAACUGGGCUGAUCCUUUCUUGAGUUUCUUGCAGUUCUUCGACGUUUUCUCGCUUCAGACUAUAUUGAGUUCGCUGUCCAGCAUCAGCUGCUUCACAAGGUUGACACCAGAAGCAAGUUUCCUUACUCGCACACUUCUGGUCCCCGCAUUUUUUGCGGUGGGGCCCAGCAUAUCGCAUGCCGGCUUCGUGUUUGCAGCCCGACGGCGUAGCUCGCAAGAAGCACCUAAAAUUGGCUGGCUUUUCGGGACUUUGGGAUCCUUGUGUUUGCUUUUCUUUAUUAUGAUGUGUUUUAUCUGCUUGGAACCGUUCCGAUGCAAUGUGCAUCCGAAUGGUCUUGCCACCAUGCAGACCGAACAUGGUGUCUUCUGCGACCUCACCGGGCAACAUUUGAGCUUGUGCAUGGUCGGCGGAGUGAUACUACUGAUUCCUUUGGGCUUCUUGGCACUGUCCACUUGGAUCAUUCACAAAGAGCUUCCCAGGCGCGUGGCCAAAGGAGACACCGAAUUUGUCCAGACGACCUCGUUUUUGACGAUGAGGUUCAAGCCGGGAUAUGAAGGCUUCACAGUGGUUUUCUUGCUGCGCAAUUUGCUCCUGCCGGUCACACCUAUGUUUACCUCCACACCAGUAAGCCUUUUGGUGAUGGGCUCACUCUUGACCACAAGCGUGGCGGUAGUGGCUUAUUGGCAGCCGUGGCGCACCCUACUCAGUACCCAGGUCGACGUCUUCGGGCAUGUUGUGCUGCUGAUGGUGUUGCUGUUGAGUGCUUUGAGCGUCCCAGAUCACGACGAUCCUUGGGUCAUGAUCUUCUGCACCAUUAUGGCCUUCCUCUUAGUGAUGGUCAUACUGUUUGCAGCGGUGUGUUCCCUGGUGCAGUACGUGAAGUCCAGGUUGCGGAAGCCAUUCUGCUUCUUCAUGUGUCACCACAAAGCCACGACAGCUUCGCUGGCACGAUGGUUGAAGAUGGAACUUCGAGGCCGUGGUGCCAACUUCACAACAUUCCUUGAUCUGGACAGUCUGACCGAUCUCACGCAGCUCUUCAACUAUGUGAGUACUCAAGUGCAGAACUUCGUGAUUCUCGGCAGUGCCGGCAUCGUUGCCCGGAAGUGGUGCUUGGGAGAAAUGACGACGGCGAGACUUUCGAAGGUGGAGUCCGUUCUCGCAAGUUUGCCGGACUUCAACCUCCCCGAGGAAAGUUUCAUCAGGGAAAUUUCUACCAUUGUGCCAGACAUUUUGGAUCUUACAACCUAUGGGUACGGAUUGUCUGAAGUCAAAGCAUCGUUGCGGUGGCUUGCUUCUUUGAAGACGAUUGCGGUGGAGAGGAUCUCUGCAGCGAGUAUAUGUGGACUGGUUACUGAGCUGACACACUCCGGGAACAACAGUGUAAGCGACAUGGCGCUCACAAGCGCAGGUGCUUGCGUUGUGGUAGACCACGAAAAUGCAGAAGCCCUAGCGUCCGCCCAUGUACUGACGCGCUUCCUGGCCCCAAUCAUGAUGGAUCGUGGCACGCCUGUUUUGGUGCUCUCUCCGGAGAACCCGGAGAUCCGACUGGAGCAGAUUCAGCCCACAUCAAUAGUGUUGAUAUGCUCAGAGAAUUGCUUUGCGUCUCAAUUUGUCAAGAAGUGCGUUUUGAAAGCGCGCUUCCUCCUCUCUUGUUCGGUCUUGCCAGUGGUAUUGGAUGAAGGCUUUGUCGUGCAUGGAUCGCCGCCAACGUCUGCUGCUGACGAGGAUGGAGGGGCUUAUCGAAGUGUCCUCGCGGCUGUCUUCUUAGAGGUGGCACUGCCGUUUCCCACCCGAACAAGUUCAGAGGAUGACUUAUUUGUCCGUGCUUCGCACAUUGGACGGCGACUCUCACCAGGAUCCCUGAAAACUCUUCGGUCCAAGCUGUGGAUGACAAGCAAAGCGCCCGAAAGCAACGGUGUAGAUUCAAACUUGUACGAGGAUGGAUGGCCCUCUCCACAUGAAGGUGAGAUGGUGUCCCACGCAUUCUGA
Molecule: messenger RNA, 4107 nt
Organism: Symbiodinium sp. CCMP2592
Lineage: Eukaryota; Dinophyceae; Suessiales; Symbiodiniaceae
Source: the annotation of a GenBank genome assembly